AUGCAGCACUCCGGAGGCGGCAACCCCGCCUCUUCCCGCGAAGAAACAUCACCAGAGCCUGGAGCGCCGGACUCCCCAACCACCCCGCCUGGGCACGAGAAGGACUCGCGCCCCCAGCGCCGUCAGCGCCGCCGCCGCCGCCGCCGCCAGCAGCAGCAGCACCACCAGCAGCAGCAGCAGCCGCCCGGCAACAUGAGCACUUCCGGUAGGUCAGAGGGCAGGAGGAAAAGCGGGUGCCAGGUAGCGGGGGGGGGGACGUUGGGGCGCGGGGCCUGGUCGGGGGCGAGUGGGCGAGCGGGUGAGUGAGAGAAAUAGGGCAGGGUGUUCGGGACUGCCCCCCCCCGCGGGCUCCGCACACCCGGAGCGCGAGUUCCCCUUGCCGAAGAGCCCCCUCAGCCGCCCCUUUCGGAGCUUCCGGGCGGGGUUGGUCUCCCAGCAUGCCGAGCGGCCGGAUGUACCGCCAUGUUUUGGGCUCCCUGCCUCUUGUGCCUGUAGUAUUGACAAUAACAAGCGGCGCGGCGGCCUCCCUUGUUCGUUUCCCCCUCUCCCGGCCGCGAAGGAGGUGGCGGGGAAGCGAGAGGGAGAGGGAGCGGGAAAGGGAGCCCGGCUCCCCUCUCCGCCCCUCCUCGGGAGAGAGGUGAUCUCGGGGAAAGGAGCGAGGCAGAGUGGAGGGGACCCUGGCCGCCUCCAGGAGCUGAGAAAGUGAGGGGACGGGCAGAGGCAGAGUCGCUGAGAGAGGUUCGCGGGAGUCCGGGGCAGGGUGGCCAGGCGGAGCUGCCCUUCCCCUCUCGGGGAGCCAGACGCCUUUUCUGAGAGCUCGAUCCAAGCGAGAAGGGGUGAAGGGAAGGCCGGCAAGGGCUUCCUUUCCUCGUGAGAGGGAAGUGAAGAGAAGCGAACCGGCUGGCAAGGAGGCACUUGUUCUGCCUGGACGGACGAGGCAGAGAUCUUCCACGACUUGCUCUGCGUACCUGUCCCACCAGAAGGAUUUGAUGCCCUUCAGCCUGCUCACCUCUGUGGUGUUCAUGUUUCCCACAGGUUUCACUUCCCCCAACCCCUCAGCAGCAGCAGCAGCUCAGGAGGUCAGACCCGCCACUGAUGGUAGUAGCAGCAGCAGCAGCAGUGGUGGCGGCGGCGGCGGCGCCUCGUCUUCUUCCAAGAAAAGAAAGCUAAAUAGUAAUAGCAGCAGCACUGAUAGAGAAGAGGUUGAAUCCAUCACCUCCUGCUCCUCCGUUCUUCCCAGAAAUAACUCUUCCACAUCCUCUAUUGCUACUGCUACUACUACCACCACCACCAUCACCACCACCACCACCCCUGCCACCUCUGCCUCCUGUUCCUCCUCAUCAGGAGUUGCCUCUUCCAACCAUUACCUGCAGAAGAAGUUGCGCUUUGAGGACUCCUUGGAUUUUUUUGGACUUGAUGCAAAGAUGGCUGAAGAGUCUUCCUCCUCCUCUUCCUCCUCGUCACCUGCUGCCUCUUCUCAGCAGCACCAGCAGCAGCAGUUCAAAAACAAAAGCCUCUUAAUUUCCUCAGUAGCUGUGGGACACCACGCAAAUGGCCUGACCAAAGCUGCCUCUUCCACUGUCUCCAGUUUUGCCAACAGUAAACCUGGAUCAGCCAAGAAGUUAGUGAUCAAGAACUUUAAAGGUAACAUGGUUAUUUCAUUCCUUAUCUCUGAAAUGUGUAUCUACAUAAAGAGGGAUGGCACGUACUUUGCAGAAAUCUUUGGUGUGUGGGAUCAUAUUCACCACUCUGCCACGGAAUCCCUUGUUAGAGGAAACCAGACCACUUAACUGGGAUCCAUUACAAUUUUAUCCCCAAGUGUAGUGCUUUCUUUUUUGCCAAACAAAAAAAGCGUCAGGUGUUCAUUCAUAUAGCUGGUUUGAAAAAGAUACGUUUUGUGGAGUUAAAUCUCCCUGUAAUUGGUGGUUGCAGAGGGGAGGGACAGGAAUUUUUCAUUCCUUCUCCAAUGGCUCUAAAAAUGAAACCAGUCCCCCUCAACAUAUCCCCAGCUCUUCACUAUACAUCCAUGCUCCAGUUUCCCCUUUCUUGCUGCAGUUCUCGAGUUAAAUGGAAUGUGAAGCUUUUAAAAGUAUGACAAAAAGAUAUAAUAUUGAAGACAGACUAUUUUUAAGUUGCAGCUUAGAAAAACUUAGAUUGAUGUAUAUGCUUCUGUUUCUUAAACAUGUUUGUGAAAUUACAGCUCUUUUCCAUAAGCAAGUGUUUAGAGAUUUUCAAACAAAGUUGUAUGCUAUUUCCUGCAGCUGCAUGUGAGGAUCCCUGCUCUGAAGUACUAGUAUGCAGUGCUGGUUCAGAACAGGGCACAGCAUCCUUGACCUCCUAAAAUCAUACACUGGGAGUUUUCAUUAGAAUGAGGUAGCAGCUAUUUCAUCCUUUCCUUAUUUCUCAGUCAGUUUAGGAUAAAAUUGUAGGGAUACAAUCAUUUCCACAAAUAUAACGUGAAUCCUGUACAGUUGUUUGCCAGAGACAUUCAUCUUGGAUGGUAGGGAAGGAAAUGAGAGGAUCCUAUCAUUUCUGGAAUUUUGUAUUUUCUCGAGGCAUGUGUGUCUCCAUAGUUUGAGAACCUGUCAAAUAUUCCCUCUAAUGUUUGGUUGAGUCCCAAGUAAAAAGCUUAAAAUUAUUCUUGUAAUCAGCAUACAUAUAUUUAUUACAUGGAGGAGGCUAGAUGGAAAAUGAGAGGAAGCCAAAGAAUUUUGCCUGGACACUCAGGUUUUUAAAGCAGCAUGUAAUGUGGGUGUUAAAUUAGGGUUGUAGCACUCCAUAGAUAGAAUGAGUUCUGUUUGGUUCUGGUUCUGAAAAGAAAUUCCUAUGCUCAGAAUGUGCUCAGAGGCACCCUGCUCUUUAAUUCUAACUGCACCUCUUUUGCACUUGUUGCUGGUUGGCAAAUCUUGGGAGUCUAAUAAAAAUAGUAGAUCUUAGCAGUGGGAAGAUUGCCCAUUCCUAACCAAAAGUCUCAAAGCUAGGUACUGUAACUUCAAAUGGGGUAGUAAUGUUAAUUUGUUGCAGUAAAAAGACAAGAAAGCCAUGGGGGACCUGAUGUACCAACCUUAAUUCUGUUGUUGUUAGUUUUUUUAAACUGUUUCUAAUAUUAUGUUGCAACUGCUGCAACCCACCUUAGGGUGAGUGGUGGAUAUAACAUUCUCUAGUGAAUUUUGAUAUCUGUAUGCGUAAGGGGGGGGGUUUAUGGAUAUACACAUACCAAGAAUGAUAAAGCAGGCUUUGAUGUAUUAAUCUCUGGCUUUGAAGAGCUUUGUUAUGUCUCUGAAAAAAAAUAUAUUUUGUUUUUAAAUAUCUGUCUCAAAACAUUUCUGCUUUCUAAUCAAGUUAAUUAACUGUUGCUUUUUUAAAGGAAGUAUCUUACUUCAGGAAAUGAUAGAGUAUAUUGGCUGUUUCUUACUUCUAAGUACCUUCUAUCACUCUACAAAAGAAAAACAAUACAGAUGGUCCUUAUUUUUGUAAUUAUAAAAAAUAUUUUUAUAAUUUUGGCCUCACCACCAUACACCAGUACCAUACACACAUUCCUGUUUGUCUACCCUUAACAUGCAGGUCAAGCUGUCUUUUGUUAAACCGCGUUUGCCUUUCCCAGACACUUUCCACUCAUUUCUUUGCUUCUGACUGGUAAAUGUGAAUCUUGCAUUUCCAUUUCCUGACUCGUAUAUAAGUCCAGUUCUCACUGAGUGUCCAUUUGACUCUUUUUAUGCUUCUUUUGGGCAAAUGCCUCACUGACAAAUUAAUGGUACCAAGCAUGUAUGUAUUGUGAAGAAUCUGUAUUUCUUUUCCUUUCCUUGCUGUAUAUAUACUAUUCUUGCCACAACUGAAGAGUGUAGAAAUGUCUGUGGAUGAGGAUAGGAUACAUCUUCAGCUGAAAUGGUAGAUCUAGAAAGGGAACAUCAUCUGCCAGCAUAUAAACUGUACUGCACAUCUGAUCUUCAAGCCACACCACAUGAGGAAUAUGCAGUGCCUCAAGAGCUGCUUAUUAGUAGCCCUGGCUACUAAUCAGUUUGAUCUUACAUUAUGUUGAAAUGAUGCUAAGUCAAUAAGAACAUUUGUAUGGCUUGGUUUUCAAACUCCAUACAAAUGAUAUGCUUAAGGGGGCAUUUUAAAAUUGAUCCAUGAAACUGUGGCAGCACAUGAGGAAUGAAUCUUAUCCACUUCGUAAGUAGGAUAUAGUAUUUAGAACGUGGUAAGAUAAAAGCCAGUACCUUGAAUCCUGCCUUGAAGACUUGCAUAUUGGAAUCCUUGUGUAAUGUGCUCCUUGUGAUAUUUCAGUUUCAUGAGGCAGGCUGUUGCAUUGUCUGUAUACUGAAGAUUCUGAAAAAUAAUCAAGAAAGCUUUGCACGCAAUACAUUACAGCAGCUGAUUUUUUAAAACAUGAAUGCUUUUUAGUUCUGAAUUAGGGGGGCGGGGAUUGGCAAUCCAAGGCAAUCUUGUUUUGUACUGGUCAACUAUUGCUUAAUAGAACUGUCAAGUUCAGUAGCAAAGUCCCCAUGAUCUGCAAUCCAUUUGGUAAAGGUAAAGGGACCCCUGACCAUUAGGUCCAGUCGUGGCUGACUAUGGGGUUGCAGCGCUCAUCUAAAUUAUUGGCCGAGGGAGUUGGCGUACAGCUUCUGGGUCAUGUGGCCAGCAUGACUAAGCCGUUUCUGGCGAACCAGAGCAGAGCAUGGAAACACUGGAGUGGGUACCUAUUUAUCUGCUUGCACUUUGACGUGCUUUCAAACUGCUAGGAGCAGGGACUGAGCAACAGAAGCUCACAUCGUCGCGGGGGUUCGAACCGCCGACCUUCUGAUCGACAAGUCCUAGGCUCUGUGGUUUAACCCACAGCGCCACCCGCAUCCCGCAAUCCAUUUGACUCAUCCCGAAUUCAACCAUUUCACCAUUCUGAUGGGUCAGUUUAGCAGAGAUCUGUAUUGUUCAGAGACAAUGUCUAGUUUUCAUUUGUUUACUUGCAAGUCACUAUUGUGACCUGGCUACUGAUGGGGCAGAAACUGGUACGUUGAGCAUCUCCUAGAGGGAUUAUUUGUAUGUAAGCAUAAGUACAAAUGCUUCCUUGAUUAUGAGUUUUGACAUAGAAGUAAAUCUUGUGGGUCACUAUUGAAAGCUCACUAAAUGGCCUUUGAUCUGCUCCAGAAAGGCUGUUCUUACAUUCUUAAAUUAUAUAUUUUCUGUAAAAGACACUAAUUUUUAAUAUCUUGCAGAUAAACCUAAACUGCCUGAAAAUUACACAGAUGAAACCUGGCAAAAACUGAAGGAAGCUGUAGAAGCUAUUCAGAACAGUACUUCAAUUAAGUACAACUUAGAAGAGCUCUAUCAGGUAAGUGUCAAAACUUGUAGCGUUCAAUAACAUAGGUAAAGCCGUACUAGACUGUAAACAUCCCUGAGGUUUUUAGCUCACUUUCUAGGGCCUCAAACUAUCUGGGUUUGAAGUGUGGAUAAGGACCCAUAAUCACUCAGUGAAGACCAGGUUAGACUGAUGGUACUUCAGAAAACUAACGAGAGCUCCUUCACAAAUUCAUCAAGCCAGAUAUACUUUUUCAAUCAACACAGUAAAAUAUUCAGAUGUUCAUCUGAAUGGCUUUUUUCUGGUACAUUCACUAUGGUUCAGGCACUCUAGAAUUUGUAGUGGCACUUCAACAAAACAGUGAAGACUGGUCACAAUUUUAGGUGUCCUGCACUUCAGAGAGGGACAAACUACAGUUUGAAGUACAUCUUCAGGAGUACUAUGCUGGCAUGACCAAAGAUUCUCUGGAUAGAUAGGAUGAUAAGCUUCACAGGGAAACAAAGGUUCUGCUUAUUGCUGGGACGACAACUUCCAUCCCAGUUUGUUUCUUGUUCCUAGUGUGCUGACACAGACCUAUUGUGAGGUUGAAACAUCGCAGGCAGGGAGGCUCUUUUAACAUGAAAUUGAAGUAGAACUUCCCCAGUUUUUUGAUACUAUUUAUUAGUAAUAUAUGUAUAUAUUAUAUAUUGCACACUCGUUUAAAGUACAGUGGUACCUCGGGUUAAGUACUUAAUUCGUUCCGGAGGUCCGUUCUUAACCUGAAACUGUUCUUAACCUGAAGCACCACUUUAGCUAAUGGGGCCUCCUGCUGCCGCGCUGCCGGAGCACGAUUUCUGUUCUCAUCCUGAAGCAAAGUUCUUAACCUGAGGUAAUAUUUCUGGGUUAGCGGAGUCUGUAACCUGAAGCAUAUGUAACCCGAGGUACCACUGUAUCAAGAUGGUGUUCGACACAUAUAAUAGAACAUAAAAAAUACCAUAAAACAUUAAGAGGAAUUUUUGGUGCUUGCAGAAAUAUGAGGUCAUCCACUGCUCUGCAGCACUCAAAAUACUUUUAAUGCUAGUGGGAAUGUAAAUUAGUGUACUACCAUUAGUUUACUCUUCAAAUGAGUAAAGUUAAAGUAAUCUGAAAAAGCUAGAAAGGCAAGUUGUCAUAAGUAGAUCCAAGUUACAGUAUUGCUAAAAAUGGGGAACUUAAGUUGCUUACUGACUUUUUUAUUGUGGUAUUUACCUACUUCUCGAGAAGCAGGAAGCAAUGAUGAAAUGUUUCAAACUCCAGCCUCAAAUACUUGAACACCUGGGAUUUUGCUUGUUUUUAUAGGAAGCACACUUAAGAAAUCAAAAGACAUAACUUCAGUAGUCCCUUUUACUACAAAUGCUUGGUAUAUUCUUUUCUUUGUUGCCUUAAAAGUAACAGAUUCCCUUACCUUAAAGAAGCAGCAUUUACCGUAUUUUUCGCUCUAUAGGACACACCUUGUUUUAGAGGGGGAGAACAAGAAAAAAAAUCCCCCUCUCUGCUCAGCGCCCCUUCAGCGAAGCGGCAGGAGAAACGGAGCCCCUUCCAUUUCUCCUCCCGCUUCGCUGAAGGGGCGCUGCGCAGCUCUCCCUCUCUGCUGAAGCCAGGAGAGUCUUGCUCUCCCGGCUUCAGCAUAUGGAACCCAAAGCCUCCGGAGCGCGGAGGGAGCGCUCCCUCUGUACUUUGGAGGCUUCGCGUUGCUUUCGCUGAAGCCAAGGAGCCUGCAUUCGCUCCAUAGGACGCACACACACAUUUCCCCUUAAUUUUUGGAGGGGGAAAAGUGUGUCCUAUAGAGUGAAAAAUACGGUAUAUGCAGAGUUAAGCAUUUGUAUCAUUUUCGUGUAUAUUUUACAGGAUUACCUCAUCUUCUUUAUCACUUACCAUCCCUUCUUCCCUAUCUGUUCCUAUAUUAUUUUGAAUGCAUGUUUUUUCUCGCUCACUUAAUUUUGCCAGUUAACUGUUGAGUUUUCUGUAGAACCACAGUAUUUCACAGACCCACUAAGCCUUUGCUUAAGACUUUAUAAUCUGAUUAUGUGUGCUUCUAUGGAAUUACUUUGCAUCUUCACUGAUUUUUGGAAAGAUAACCUUUACUUUGGGUUUUGUGAAUGUCAAAGGAAAGAUUCUUAAUCUGCAUGCAGUUUGUAUUCAGUUUGUUCAAUACCUGUCUUUCAAAGGUCUUCUUAAUGUAGAGUAUUCUGUAGCUAUUCCGGUUAAUAACUGUGUAGGAUUUUGAAUCUUUGAAAGUACUAUUUGGAUAUCACUUGUUAAGUGUACUUUUUAUCUAAGGGGGGGUGUUGAAUUAUUUCUUAAAUUAUCACUAUUAAGAAGUGAACAUUAUUCCAUAGGAUAGUAUAAUCAAAAGACUGAACAAAAAUAAUGACCGAAACAUUGGCUAUUUGAUGUUGCUAUUUUAAAAUGGGGGUGGGAAGGAUCUUGUUAGAGUGCUUCUUGUUGCAUGGCUGUUUAGGACAAAAGUUCCUAACAUUUAAAAUAUAAAAACAACACUCAGUUAUUAUUCUUAAUAUUUUUUUUAAUUAGUUUUUUACCCACAAAGUUCUCAAAGUGACUUACAAGAUUAGAUACAGCAGAUAAAAGCAAUAAAAGCCAGAAAAUGUAAAACAAUGUAUAGUGCAAAAUACAGAAAAUGCUAACACAGUAACAUCAUACGAAUAAGUCCUAUUGCUUGUGAUACAAAUCUGAUACACAUACAUCUACUGACAUAACUUUCAAAUGGAGUAAAGUCCAAAUUUUACAGUUGCAUAGUUGGAGAUGGAAUGGCCUCAAGCAGGCAGCCCUUGCUUCUAAGAGCUGUUGUUCUAAUUGGCUUGUGGGAAUCUCUCUUGCCUCAGAAAACAAAGCUAGAUUUAAUUGGCUUAAGUUACAAGAAGGUAGAUUUUGGUUGAACAUUCGGAGAAACAUCUUAAUGGUUGGAGAAAUUUAACCAUAGAACCAAUUACAAGAUAGGCUUUCCAUUGUUGAAACCCUACAGGCACUGGCUGGGCAGGUCAGCAUCUCCCGACAGGGCUGGGAGAGAAUGCUGCCAGUCAGUGUAGAUGCUACUGUGCUGGAUGGGCCAGUGAUCUCACUAUAUACAAGACUGCUUCCUAUGUUCAGCUGGAUUUUCUGCCUCAAGCAGGGCAUGGGACUACGUGGCCUACGAAAACUCUGUCAACUCUUGAAUUCACAUAGGUAGAAUACUGUACUAGGUUGAUUAACAUAUAGCUCAUAUUCCAAGCUUUGUGGCUGAUGGGAGAACCUUCAACAUCUUUUCUUCUUGUCUCCUUGGGAGUCCCUUAAAAGAAAUAGUAACUAGAAAUUGAGUUGUAGGCAUACCACACAAGAUGUCUUGUGGCUUAUCCUCAUGUUUCUCUUACCUCACUUUGAGGAGGGUGUCUUGCUACGUUAUUGAUAAUGUUAAUGCAUUGUGCUUUCUGGCACACAGCAAUUACUGAGAAUUCAUUAUUGAAGCAUUCAAUUGGCCUUCUUUAUUUAUAGCAUUUGUACCCUGCUCUUUAGCCAAAAAGGCCUCUAAAAUGACUUACAUAAAAUCAAAACAAGACACUCUCUACCUACAGGUUUACAAUCUGAGAAAACAACCAAACAAACCCGACAACACACAAGGGGAAAAGGAUGGAAGAGGAAAAUAAAAAUAAAAACUCUGGCACCAAUUACUAGACUGUUUUUCCUAUAUUGACCUGUUGGCACAGUUCAGAGGCAGAUGGUGUCUGAUGCUGGGCUUCCAGCAGAGCCGAUGGACUGACCCUGCUUCCUCUCCCAUUGAGGCAGUCUGGUGGAAUGGCUUCCCCCAGAUGACAGUUGAGGGAGAGGAGGCUUGAUGGGUCUAGUCAGUGUGUCACAGCAGAGCCUGUGUAAUGAGCUCCACUUCUUAGCUGUACAUUAGGAAAUAAUGGUUAUUUAGCAGAGUAAUUGACUACCUCAGGAGGUUUUAAGGAAGAAUUGGGUGGUCAUCUGUUAGAGAUGCAGGAGUUUCAUCUUCUAUUGUAGAUCCUUCAGUGAACAGGGGCUUGGACUAGAUAACCGCUCUUUCUUCCACAUGCCAUAGACGAGCCUUGUGGCUUACCAGUAGAACAACUUUCUGGAAGAUAGCUAAAAGCUCAUUUAAGGGUUAUUUGGGGAUAAACUUGCAUGUUUUCAACCAGUACUUCUGACAUCUUAGGGUAAGAUAUCCUAGUACAGUGGUACCUCGGGUUAAGUACUUAAUUCGUUCCGGAGGUCUGUUCUUAAGCUGAAACGGUUCUUAACCUGAAGCACCACUUUAGCUAAUGGGGCCUCCCACCGUUGGAGCACGAUUUCUGUUCUCAUCCUAAAGCAAAGUUCUUAACCUGAAGCGCUAUUUCUGGGUUAGCGGAGUCUGUAACCUGAAGCGUAUGUAACCCAAGGUACCACUGUAUAUUUUUAUAUGUAUGUUCUGUGGAAAUCUGUCAGCCUCCUAAGGUUAAGGCCUUAGGGGACCCCUCUCUAGUAAGUGUUCAAAGUGAUCUCUCAGCUAGCACCAGAUAUUUUUACAGCAAAGUAACUCUAUUUUCUAUUGACACUAUUCGUUUGCAUCUAUUUUUAACAUGUGUUAAAAAUAAUACCGUAUUUUUCGCUCGAUAACACACACCCGACCAUAACACGCAUGUAGUUUUUAGAAGAGGAAAACAAGAAAAAUAUUCUAAACGAAACAGUGGAUGUAUGAUUUUUGUGGUUCAUGCUUUGGCCACAGACAUGUGAUCUGACAGUGAGUUUGGGGUAGCCCAAUGCAAAAAUCCUGAGGAUCCAUGUGGAUCCAUGUUUGUAACCAUGUUUUUGCACCACUGCAGCCCCAAGUAACAGUGGGUGCGUGAUUUUUUUGGUGCAAACUGUAGCCAUGGACAUGCUAUGUGAUCUGACAGUGAAUUUGGGGUGACCCAGUGCAAAAAUCCUGAGGAUCCAUGUGGAUCUGUGCUUUGUAACCACGUUUUAAGUGGGGAGGGAAGGAAAAGCACUCAAGGGACAAGGAGCACACAUGGAGCAGGCUCUGCUUCUCCCCCCCGUUAGCGAGCUGAAAAACUUUGCUGGAGGGACAGAGAGCCUGUUUGCUUUAAAGGAGCCUACCGGACAGGAGCCGCUUACACGAGUGGUACCUUCUCCCCCCACCCCUUAGCGAGCUGAAAAGCAAAGCGGGAGGAGACUGAAAAUCUUUCCUGCUAUUUCCAGCAAAGCAGGAGAAGAGCCGCUGAGUGGGGAGGAGGGAGAGAAGCAGAACCUGCUUGCUUUAAAGGAGCCAACCGGACAGGAGCCGCUUACACUCGGGUUAGCGGCUCCACUGCCCUCCCGCUUGCUUCUUUAAAGAAGCAGGCACUCUGUCCCUCUCUCCUCCCCAUUCAGCGGCUCUUCUCCCGCUGGAAACCACGGAGGAGGGAAGCAUUCGCUCCGUAACACGCACAGACAUUUCCCCUUACUUUCUAGGAGGAAAAAAACGCGUGUUAUGGAGCGGAAACUACGGUAAUAUAAGUUGCUGGUGAUGUGAAUACUUGAUAAAACUGUUCUACUAAAGAGCAGCUGCCUGGUAAAUGUAUCCAAUUCCAAAUGUGCAUUUUAAUGCACGAUUAUGUAUGCCACAGCAACAAGGUAUUUUUCUCCCACAUUCCUCAAAAAGAUUCUUACGAGUAUUGUUUUGAUCAGCAAUAAACCUCUUAGUGCACUACUUCCCCUGCUGGCAAAAAUCCUUGUAAAGCAACACUAGAUUAUUUAAGUCUCCCACUUCUUCAAACCCCCUUAGUAGAGCUUUGAGGUGAACUUAUUCAUACCAGUCCCCUUCUCUCAAAUGUGCUAAAUUUCAGAUUAGUGAAUAAAUUUGGAUCUCCUUUAUGAAGAUGCUCUCAUAGGGCUGUUUCAAGGUUUGUCUUAAUUUAGUCCAUAAUAAUUUAUUUAAACUUCUUCAUCACUAGACCUUUUGCAGAAGAAAGGAACAAGUGACAUAAACAAAAGAAAGAUUUCUGUCCUGAUGUCCUUACAAUCACUAAGGUUUAACAUGGGGAGGGCGAGAGGUUAGAAUUAAUAUGAGCAAAUACAACUAACACGUACAUAGACUUUGUUUUAGUUGAUGAGGGUACUUAGCAUUUAUAGACAAUGUUCACAGAGGUAGCUCUAUUACUGUUGUAGCAAAACAAAAGAAUCUUGUAGACUCUUGAAGGCUUACAAAUGUAUUAUGGUAUAAUAUUUCUGGUCCACAAAAGAUUAUGCCACAAUAAAUUUGUUAGCCUUUAAGGCUAACAAAGGGAUUAUCUGAUCCAUAAUCCCUGACCAUUGGCCAUGCUGAUGUGGAUGGAGUCCAACAUCUGGAGGGCCACAUGUUCUUCAUGUAUCAGUGUGUUUCAAGGCUUCUUGUAGUAUUUACAUAGUGUAGUUGAAGUGUUCAUAAGUGCUUUGUGUUCUUAUUUGAUGAGUACUGUCUCCAUAUACCAGCAAACAACUGAAAUGGCAUUUGAAUAAUUUUAAAAUACAGCACCUAAAAUAAAACACAACAAAUAUAUUCCUUGUGGUUUCAACAGCCAGUAAAACAGUAAAUUCAAGCAGGCUUCAAUAGUAACACCCAGCAGAUAUUUGUUGCAUGGAAGCAUAACCAUAUUUACUUUGAAGUAAAUUCUGUUGCGGAAAAUGCAGUUUAAGUAAAGGUAAAGGGACCCCUGACCAUUAGGUCCAGUCGUGACUGACUCUGGGGUUGCGGCGCUCAUCUCGCUUUAUUGGCUGAGGGAGCUGGCGUACAGCUUCCGGGUCAUGUGGCCAGCAUGACUAAGCCGCUUCUGGCGAACCAGAGCAGCGCACGGAAACGCCAUUUACCUUCCCGCCGGAGCGGUACCUAUUUAUCUACUUGCACUUUGACGUGCUUUCGAACUGCUAAGUUGGCAGGAACAGGGACCGAGCAACGGGAGCUCACCCCGUCAUUGCGGGGAUUCGAACCGCCGACCUUCUGAUCGGCAAGUCCUAGGCUCUGUGGUUUAACCCACAGUGCCACCCUCAUCCCUCAAAAUGCAGUUUACUUACUAGUAAAUGUUCUUAAAAUUGCAGCGUUGGUUUUAGAGUAGCGUACAAAUAAUUUUAUGUUUGAACUAUAAUUGUGAAUCUUUGCUAAGCAAAAUUAAGGCUAUGCAGUCUUCAUCACUGGGUCCUGUUUAGGCUGCAUGUCCUUUAGGUGUCAAGAGUUCUUUGUCUAAAAUGUUGCUCAUUUGCUAGUCUGGUAUUCCAUUGUUUUCUUCCAUUUUCUUCUUCAUGAUGUUUACUGUAGUUAUGUUAAAUGAGCUCAGUCAGCUGAAAGGCACUGUGCCCAGGGGAGCAUGAAUGCAACUGCAGUGCAUUCUGGCAUGUAUUUUUGUUCUGUGAACUAACAGCAAAAUUGAGAGCCAGAUCUUUGGAGUCCCAUUUUAAAUGAGUAGUGUUUGUGCAGAAAGUAUCCAAAGACUGCAAAUGACUUGAGACCUGUGAGCAGAGUUCCAUUCACAUACUGGGGAUUUCCCACGCCCAUUGUAGUUCUUGGCAUCUCCUGAAAAGCCACUCUUGUGGGUUAGUCAUAUUCAUUUAAUUGGGUCUAAUCAGAGUAGGUCUAGUUUUGAAUACCACCCUUAACUUUGAUCUCUAAUUGUCUAGUGAUGCCCCCACAUCGGAUAGGCAUGUUUUUUAAAAACUCACUGGGAAGAAUCAUUUUGACUUGUGUUUUUCUGAGAGCUGGCAUGUACAGAAAAAGUAACGAAUUGUAGAUGGAGUCCUGCAAAUGUUGGUGGAGUUUUUUUCAUGUAUCCUCCUUUUCCUUUUUUUAGGCUGUUGAAAAUCUCUGCUCAUAUAAGAUUUCUGCAAAUUUGUACAAGCAGUUAAGACAGAUUUGUGAAGACCAUAUCAAAGCACAGAUCCAUCAGUUCAGAGAAUAUCCUUUUUGUGUAGUAAGUCUGUUUGCGGACUUCAUUUUUAUAAUGCCUGAAAUCCAGAUACAUACACACAUCUGUGUUCUUCUGUGUUUCCCUCUGAGCAUCUUCCCUGUUCAAACUUCAAGGUGGAUAUUUACAUCAUUGGAGUCUUAA
Messenger RNA from Podarcis lilfordi (Lilford's wall lizard), 13365 nucleotides. The record is from the annotation of a GenBank genome assembly. Lineage: Eukaryota; Metazoa; Chordata; Lepidosauria; Squamata; Lacertidae.